UCUCUCUAGUUUUGAAAAUGGCUCUUGCAAGAAUAACCUUUUGCAUUGCAGCAAUACUCUCUCUCUUAACGGUGGCUUAUGCACAGACUGCCGGAGUUUUCACGGCGGGGCCUUGGCAGAGUGCUCACGCCACCUUCUACGGCGGCAGCGAUGCCUCCGGCACCAUGGGUGGAGCUUGUGGAUAUGGUAAUCUAUACAGCCAAGGAUACGGAGUCAAUACGGCGGCGCUAAGCACGGCAUUAUUCAACAAUGGCCUGAGUUGCGGCCAAUGUUUUGAGAUCAAAUGCGCCAACGAUCCCAAAUGGUGUCACUCAGGCAGCCCUUCAAUCUUCGUCACCGCCACCAACUUUUGUCCCCCAAACUUCGCCCAGCCUUCAGACAACGGUGGAUGGUGCAACCCUCCUCGCCCACAUUUCGAUCUUGCCAUGCCCAUGUUCCUCAAGAUUGCCGAAUACCGUGCCGGAAUUGUCCCCGUCUCCUAUCGUCGAGUUCCAUGCCGGAAACAGGGAGGAAUCAGGUUUACUAUCAAUGGGUUCCGAUAUUUUAACUUAGUUCUGAUCAGUAAUGUCGCCGGAGCAGGAAAUAUAGUGAAAGUGAGCGUGAAAGGGAGCCGUAGUCAGUGGAUGUCGAUGACCCGUAAUUGGGGACAAAACUGGCAGUCCAAUACCGUUCUUGUCGGUCAGGCUCUGUCGUUUAAGGUGACCUCCGGCGAUGGUCGUACUUCCACCUCAUUCAAUGUGGCACCUUCUAAUUGGCAGUUUGGACAUACUUACCAAGGCAAGAAUUUCAUCGUCUGAUGAUUCAAGUCAGUUUGUCAGACUCAAACCCAAACCGAGCCGAAUUGAGCAAAAAGUAUUAGUAUUAGUAUUAGUAUUAGAAUAAGACAAUGGUAAUGGGAAUGGAAGUAGAUUGUGAUGAAUUUGGUAUUUAAUUACCCACAUUUUGUUUCCCAUUUUUUUCAUGGGAAAACUUGAAGCUUGCCCACAAUCCCUACGUUUUAUGGUUUACGUUUAGCGUGUAAUUGUAUGAUAAUAAUCUUUGUUAUAUAAAAUAAGUGGGUGUUUGUGU
Impatiens glandulifera is the source of this 1068-nucleotide messenger RNA. RefSeq names its product expansin-A6-like. Bases 18 to 797 code for a protein of 259 amino acids. Lineage: Eukaryota; Viridiplantae; Streptophyta; Magnoliopsida; Ericales; Balsaminaceae. Gene Ontology annotation, cellular component: extracellular region. The transcript is spliced from 3 exons. Gene Ontology annotation, biological process: plant-type cell wall organization. The record is from RefSeq and is a predicted model, not a curated record.